AUGACGAGUAGCUAUGUGCCGGGAUAUGCCAAGCUAAACAAAAGGGGAGGCGCGGGAGGCUGGUCUCCCUCCGACAGCGACCACUACCAGUGGCUCCAGGUGGACUUUGGGAGCAGGAAGCAGCUCAGCGCCGUGGCCACGCAGGGCAGGUACAGCAGUUCGGACUGGGUCAGCCAGUAUCGGAUGCUCUACAGCGAUACGGGCAGGAACUGGAAGCCCUACCACCAGGACGGAAACAUUUGGGCAUUUCCUGGAAACACGAACUCUGAUAGCGUGGUCCGGCAUGAUCUGCAGCACCCCGUUAUCGCCCGCUACGUGCGCAUAGUUCCCUUGGACUGGAAUGGAGAGGGCCAAAUCGGGCUGAGGAUUGAGGUCUACGGCUGCGCUUACUGGGCUGAUGUUAUCAAUUUUGAUGGCCAUGUAGUGUUACCGUACAGAUUCAGGAACAAGAAAAUGAAAACACUGAAAGAUGUCAUCUCUCUGAAAUUUAAAACCUCUGAAAGUGAAGGUGUAAUCUUCCACGGAGAAGGACAGCAAGGAGACUAUAUCACCUUGGAACUUAAAAAAGCCAAACUUGUUCUUAAUUUAAAUUUAGGUAGCAACCAGCUUGGCUCUAUUUAUGGCCACACAUCUGUGAUGACAGGCAGCCUCUUAGACGAUCACCACUGGCACUCCAUCAUCAUCGAGCGCCAUGGCAGAAAUAUCAAUCUCACCUUGGACAGGCACAUGCAGCAUUUCAGAACCAAUGGAGAGUUUGAUUACCUGGACCUUGAUUAUGAGAUAACCUUUGGAGGUAUGCCUUUUUCUGGGAAGCCGAGUUCUAACAGUAGGAAAAAUUUCAAAGGCUGUAUGGAGAGCAUCAACUACAAUGGUAAUAAUAUCACUGACCUUGCCAAGAGGAAGAAAUUGGAACCUUCUAAUGUGGGAAAUUUAAGUUUUUCUUGUGUGGAGCCACAUACAGUGCCCGUCUUUUUCAACGCCACCAGUUUCCUUGAGGUUCCUGGUCGUCCAAGCCAAGACCUGUUCGCAGUCAGUUUCCUGUUCCGAACCUGGAACCCAAAUGGGCUUCUUGUCUUCAGCAACUUCGCAGAUGGCCUGGGGAAUGUUGAGAUUGACAUAAAUGAGGGCAAAGUCAGCGUCCAUAUCAAUGUCACCCAAGUCAAGAAGAACCGAAUAGACAUCUCAUCAG
Nothoprocta perdicaria is the source of this 1189-nucleotide messenger RNA. RefSeq names its product contactin-associated protein-like 2. The transcript has 7 exons. The record is from RefSeq and is a predicted model, not a curated record. NCBI's taxonomy places the organism in Eukaryota, Metazoa, Chordata, Aves, Tinamiformes, Tinamidae. The annotation marks the transcript as partial.